Molecule: messenger RNA, 1185 nt
Organism: Alosa sapidissima (American shad)
Lineage: Eukaryota; Metazoa; Chordata; Actinopteri; Clupeiformes; Clupeidae
Product: 1-phosphatidylinositol phosphodiesterase-like
Exons: 3
Coding region: 28-939 (303 amino acids)
Biological process (GO): lipid metabolic process
Molecular function (GO): phosphoric diester hydrolase activity
Source: RefSeq, a predicted model, not a curated record
AUCACCAAGACAAGCAAAGCCCAGAAAAUGAGAAACAUCCUCAUUUGGACAGCCCUACUUGCCUCACUGUUCAUUGCAUUUCAGAAUGAUUGCUGCUGCAAUGCUGCACUAGACUUCAAUGACAGGGCAGAUUUCAACCCACCCCAAUCUAACGCCCCUGACUGGAUGGCAUCCAUUGACGACAGUAAGAUGAUCUCUCACAUCACCAUCCCUGGUAGCCAUGACACCAUGGCCCUUUACGGAGGUCCAGCGGCGAUAUGCCAGGCCUGGACUCUGAAAGAUCAGCUCAUGGCCGGCAUACGCUAUCUUGAUAUCAGAACGACAGCAUAUUUUGGACCCCUUUCCUGUAUGCACGGACCGAUGUAUCAGAAAGCCACUUUCGCUGAUGUGAUAAACAUUGUCCAGGACUUCCUAAAAGACCACAAGAGAGAAACUGUUCUCCUAAGGGUAAAACCAGAGAACCUUUUAUUUAAAGGAAGGGUUAAAGAGAAAGUUCAAAGAGUCAUUCAAGGUUAUGACAACAUCAUUGUUACGUCAAACAUACCAACAAUGGGAGAAGCUAGAGGCAAAAUUGUGUUUGUACAGAAGGGCCAGUUUGACCUUGGCAUUCCAAUUCACAGUACUGAUAAGGCAGGGGAUUACAAGGUUGUUGAUAUUGGUAACAAAAAGGACAAAAUUCUGAUUCAUUUGAAAGAGGCCAUGAAUCAAUGUGGUAGGGAUAAAGUAAUACUGUCUUACUCAAGUGGCACAGGGUUUGGCACAUUAAAGGGUAUGUUAUUAUCACCUAAAUGUGUAGCCAGGGAAGUUAAUCCUUGGCUCUGUAACUAUCUGAAGGAUCUGGAGAAGAAUAUUUUGCGAGCGGAAUCUUGUUUUGGAGUCAUUGCUAUGGACUUCCCUGGCUUUGACCUCAUACAAACUGUGAUUGAGCUAAAUCGUUGAACCAUAUAUAGGCCUAAGCAUAAUUUUAAAGUCAUUCUAUGACUUCGAUUUGAAAUGUUUGUAUGCUGAAUAAAAUGUUCAUAUUCAGGAGUGUAAACUGCAUCACAAAACCUGUUGUAUACAUACCAAGCAAUAUGCAUGGAGAAUCUACAAAACAUUAUCUGCUUUUCCUUUUUGUUUUAUUUAACAAUAAGAAGCAAUAAAGUGGAAUGGAAUAAAAAAAUAAACGUUGGUAAUUAAAUCCCA